AUGUUCGUGCAAGUUGAGUGCUGUCUGCUUGAUGCCUAUUCUUUGGUGACACCCAGCGCUGGAAACUUUAGGCGGCGCUCGAGUUCGUGCCGCGGAAUCACCUCCGGAUGUGUUGGAAACCGCGGGGCAAGUGUGGUGCAAAAGCCCGGUCUGGCGUUGAUGCUACCUUACUCUGUGCUCCCGAGAUGCGUCUGUGUUCAGGUCCGAGUUGAAUUUUGGCUCCCGGAGAUUUCCAGACGUUCGUUCGGAGACCGAAACCGGGGCGGAAUGAUGCCCCGCCACCGCCCCUCUUUUCAGCGUGAUGUCACGGCGGGUACAGCCCGCAAUGUCGGCGACAACUCUUGCGACUCUCAAACUCCGAGUGAAUUCUGGAUUCCUUCUCACUUUGUUCUCUCCAAAGUCGAAUCUUACGAUAUCGAAAGUGAGACCAAAGCAAUCACAAUGGCGUCCAACAAGUACACUCUGGCCACGCGCCUCACACUCGCAAAUGGCAAGUCCAUCCCCCAGAUCCAGUUGGGUCUCUACUGCAUGUCAGGCCGCGAAGCCACAAAGUCCAUCCCAUGGGCCCUGACCGCCGGCUACCGCGGCUUCGACUGCGCGCAAAUGUACGACAACGAAGCGGAAUCAGGUAAAGCGAUUGCCGAUUUCCUUGCCAGCCCUCAAAACACGCAGGGUCUGAAGCGCGACGACGUGUUUUACACGAGCAAGCUGGCGAGCAGCAGUACCUCGUACGACGCCGUUCGCAAGUCGAUCAAGGAGUCUGUUCAGGUUGCUGGGCUGGGGUACAUUGAUUUGUUUUUGCUGCAUAGUCCGUAUGGUGGCAAGGAGGCUCGCUUGACGAGUUGGAAGGCGAUUGAGGAUGCGAUUGAUGCUGGGGAGGUGAAGAUGGGUGGUGUCAGCAACUACGGUGCUGCUCAUAUUGAAGAGUUGAUGGCAUCGAAGCCUCGCAUCGCACCCGUCAUCAACCAGAUCGAGGUCCACCCCUUCAACACGCAGACUCGCAUCAGAGAGACCUGCGCCAAGCACAACAUUGCCAUUGAGGCCUACGCGCCGCUGGCCCGCGGCAUGCGCAUGAAGCACCCCAAGAUCCUGGAGCUGGCCAAGAAGUACGGCUGCACUCCUGCGCAGCUGUUUGUUCGCUGGUCUCUGGACCGUGGGAUGAUUACUCUUCCUAAGAGUGUGCGCCAGGAGCGUCUCAUUGAGAAUGCGAACGUGGCUGAGUAUGAAAUCUCUCAGGAGGAUCUGGCUGCAUUGGACGCGCUCGAUGAGCACUUGAACUACCUAGAAAUCUGGUCGAAUUUCCUCACCUUGCCUGCUUUCCCCGCGCCAACCCCUACUCUCGCUACCGUCAACAUGCGACUGCUAAACACCACGACGCUCAAGGUCAAGGAGUUUGUGAGCCAAAGACCCAAGUACGCCAUUCUUUCCCAUACAUGGGGCUCGGAAGAGAUCAUUCUCCAGGAUACGGAAGCAGGAGACUGGGCUGCUUCUAGUAUCAAAGCUGGAUGGAAUAAGAUCAAGGGCGCUUGUACGCUCGCUCUGGGUGAUGGCUUUGACUGGAUCUGGAUCGACACAUGCUGUAUCGACAAGUCUUCGAGCUCUGAGCUAUCCGAGGCCAUCAACUCCAUGUUCCGUUGGUACAGAGAAGCUGAGAUCUGCUACGCCUACCUUGAAGAUGUGCCUCCAUUGAGAUACGCCCCGCUUAUUGGCUUUCUGAAUCUCGCUCCUGACCUGGACUCGAAGUAUGUUACCUCCAUCAAAAAGGAUCAGAAUGCUUUCCUCAGGAGCCGAUGGUUUACACGAGGGUGGACUCUUCAAGAGCUUAUUGCACCGCAAAGAGUCGACUUUCAUGUUUCAGACUGGUCCUUUCUUGGGACGAGGAGUGAUCUUUCGGGUAUCAUCCACGAACACACCAUGAUCGACAAAGAGGCUCUCGAGUCAGAAGGCGUAGAAAAGCUGUCAAAGUUCACUGUGUGGAGUAGAAUGCAGUGGGCUGCCAGCCGAGAAACAACUCGCGUCGAAGACAUGGCUUAUUGCCUGUUAGGCAUAUUUGACGUCAACAUGCCGCUUCUAUAUGGCGAAGGAGACCGUGCGUUCCGCCGCCUCCAAGAAGAGAUUCUCAGAACCAUUGAAGGCUAUAGCUUAAUGGCCUGGACGUCAUACGAUACGUCGCCCCAGCCGCUCAGAAUAUACUCAUCGGCCCUUGCGUCGCAUCCGGGAGACUUCGGCACUAUGAGAAUAGAUACGAGCCAUGUUUCGGAAGCUGCGAUUAAAAGAGAUUUUGACAGUGGCAUGCAAAGGAUCAGUGUGCGAGGAUCAACGUGUUCAAGUUUGAUCAAGCCAGAUAAAGAGUUAAUGCUCAGGUGCAUUAAGCCUUAUCUGAAUGGCGUCACUACCGACGUUCAUCAACCGCAUCUGAGGCCUGAUUUCUCUCCGCCUGCGUUAUCGCCGCGGGGUAUCUCAAUUACCAUGUUCACGAACAGGGAAUUGAACCCACAUCCAAACACUUGGCUUGCGUGGACUGAUUUGAACAUUCAUUUACCGAACGGCAUAUAUUGUCUCUGUAUCAUGCUUUCAGACGAAGAUAAGUAUACAAAUUGCGCGGCUAAGGCGUAUCGGCGCGAUACAGAUCGACUCUAUGCGGUCCCCUUUGCGAUGCUAGAGAUGUUUCAAUUGACAACGUUCUAUCUCCGGGCAACUCCAGCGUACUACGUCGAAUCUCUAGCAGAGUCCUGGAAUCUAAAGCCCGAGAAAUCCCGGCUGCGAUUUGACAGGCGGAAUGAGGCUGUGUCUGCGACCGUUCUUACUGCGUACCCCCCUCUGAAAAUGGAGAUGAAAGGGGAUGCGUACGCCUUCCAGACGAAACCGGGGGAGUUUAGAAGAGCAGUCGCAUUUAUGUGCGAUCCAAUCUGGGCUUUCGUGAUUGAAUUAGAGGAGUUGAAAGGGCAACGGCGAGUGUUACAGUUUGCUGUCUUGUAUGGAAAGGAUUCAAGGCCAGAAUCUCAAUCUCCAGAGCAAAGGUGGCGCUGUAAAGUCACACCAGCACCCUCAAAUGUCGGCGCAUCCAUCGGAUUUUAUUCUUUCAUGCGCUAUUCUGACAGAACUGCGUCUCUUCAACAGAACUCGAUUCGGCAAUUCCCAUGGGGUGUUGUUGGGGCGGUGGUGAAUUGGGACAAAAAGGAAAAUCAUAGCGUUGUUGAUGUAAUGAUACAUCUAGAGAGGCAGCCUGAACAACCGCCUCAGGACUUAAUCACCACGAUGCGCGCACUGGAUUCCAAAUCGAAAUUGGAGUAA
Molecule: messenger RNA, 3294 nt
Organism: Colletotrichum lupini
Lineage: Eukaryota; Fungi; Ascomycota; Sordariomycetes; Glomerellales; Glomerellaceae
Product: aldo/keto reductase
Exons: 6
Coding region: 1-3294 (1097 amino acids)
Molecular function (GO): oxidoreductase activity
Source: RefSeq, a predicted model, not a curated record